CUACAACAGCAACUUCUAGAAACGUUUACUCGCGUCAACACACGGCCUAAAAGCAACAGCUUCAUCGCAUCUUAAUCCGGCUCCAGCCCCGUCCCCACAACCUCCCAAACCCAACAAGAGAUCCAAAGCACUCAUCAUGGCGAGCUUGGUCGCCAUUCUCGACGUCAAGGGCAAGUCCCUCAUCCAGCGGUCGUACCGCGACGAUGUGUCCCCCAGCUAUGUGGACAAGUUCCUCCCCCUCAUCCUCGACAUGGAGGAGGAAGGCGUCACCGUCCAGCCAUGCUUCACGGAUGAGGGGAUCAACUACAUGCACGUCCGGCACAACAACCUGUACCUCCUGGCCCUCUCUAAACGUAACUCGAACGCGGCGGAGAUCAUCCUCUUCCUCCAUCGCCUGAUCGAGGUCCUCACCGUCUACGUUCAGACCGUCGAGGAGGAGUCGGUCCGUGACAACUUCAUCAUCAUCUACGAGCUGCUUGACGAGAUGAUGGACUUUGGCUUCCCCCAGACUACCGAGUCCAAGAUUCUCCAGGAGUACAUUACACAAGAGUCGCACAAGCUCGAGGUGCAGGUCCGCCCACCCAUGGCUGUCACCAACGCCGUGUCGUGGCGUUCGGAGGGUAUCCGAUACCGCAAGAACGAAGUCUUCCUGGACGUUGUCGAGAGUGUCAACCUGCUUGUCAACGCGUCUGGAAACGUCAUUCGAAGUGAGAUUCUGGGCGCCGUCAAGAUGAAGUGUUACCUUUCGGGCAUGCCAGAGCUGCGUCUGGGCCUGAACGACAAGGUCAUGUUCGAGUCGACUGGAAGGGCUGCGCGCGGCAAGGCGGUCGAGAUGGAGGACGUCAAGUUCCACCAAUGUGUGCGCUUGUCGCGGUUCGAAAACGACCGCACCAUCUCGUUCAUCCCUCCCGACGGAGAGUUCGAGCUCAUGUCUUACCGCCUCUCUACGCCGGUCAAGCCUCUGGUUUGGGUCGAGGCUAGCGUCGAGUCGUACCGCGGUUCCAGAGUAGAGUACAUGGUCAAGGUCCGCGGCCAGUUCAAGAGGCGUAGCACAGCCAACAACGUCGAGAUCUACGUCCCCGUUCCCGACGACGCCGACAGUCCCAAGUUCAGGGCAUCAGUCGGCUCGGUCGUCUACGCUCCGGAAAAGUCGGCGUUCAUCUGGAAGAUUAAGCAGCUUGGUGGUGCCAAGGACUACCUCAUGCGCGCCCACUUUGGCCUGCCGUCGGUCCGCAGCGAGGAGAUUGACAAGAAGACACCAAUCUCGGUCAAGUUUGAGAUCCCAUACUUUACAGUGUCUGGAAUCCAGGUUCGGUAUCUCAAGAUUGUUGAGAAGUCUGGAUACGCUGCGCUGCCAUGGGUCCGCUACAUUACUCAGUCCGGAGACGACUACAUCUUGCGCACACUCACCGACGCGAAGAGCUCGAGCAUCAUUGCGCCGCUUUGAGUGUGCUCGUAGAAGAUGUCGGGGCACGGGCAUGGUCCAGGAGACGGGUGCCGUAGUUGCCAAUACCACUGCACGACUAGAUAUAGGGAUACGAGAGCUGGUACAUGACGA
Messenger RNA from Vanrija pseudolonga, 1558 nucleotides. It is a transcript of the gene Ap1m1, whose product is annotated as AP-1 complex subunit mu-1. The transcript is spliced from 11 exons. Lineage: Eukaryota; Fungi; Basidiomycota; Tremellomycetes; Trichosporonales; Trichosporonaceae. Gene Ontology annotation, cellular component: clathrin-coated vesicle; clathrin adaptor complex. Gene Ontology annotation, molecular function: clathrin-cargo adaptor activity. Gene Ontology annotation, biological process: vesicle-mediated transport; intracellular protein transport. The record is from RefSeq and is a predicted model, not a curated record. The coding region runs from base 137 to 1447 and encodes 436 amino acids.